Molecule: messenger RNA, 1355 nt
Organism: Contarinia nasturtii (swede midge)
Lineage: Eukaryota; Metazoa; Arthropoda; Insecta; Diptera; Cecidomyiidae
Gene: wuho
Product: tRNA (guanine-N(7)-)-methyltransferase non-catalytic subunit wuho
Exons: 2
Coding region: 87-1286 (399 amino acids)
Biological process (GO): RNA (guanine-N7)-methylation
Cellular component (GO): cytosol; tRNA methyltransferase complex; nucleus
Molecular function (GO): tRNA (guanine(46)-N7)-methyltransferase activity; protein binding
Source: RefSeq, a predicted model, not a curated record
GAAACCUAACCUCAAAUCAAUUCAACCACAUUUCAACUGAAUGUAUCUCCAUUCAUUCUAAAUUUGUUUUUAUUGGAAUAAAAGAAAUGGCUCUGAUAGCAAAGUGCGGUGAAUACGUCAUUUUAAGUGCACAACGAAAUAUUUUCGUAUGGAAUACGAAGAAUCAAACGCAUUCGUUGGCUGAAGUGCCGAAAAUUCCGCGAAUUCUUGCCGAAAACAAUGUGGUGAAAAAUGGAAAAUCAUCAAAAAAUGAAAACAAUGAGAAUGAGGAGAAUGCAGAGGAAGACCAUGGUAACAUUGAAUUCGGUGACAUAAACCGUUUGGCUGUUUCGCCUUCGAAUCAACUAGUAGUCGUUACAACGAUUGGCGAUAAAUUCCUAUUUCUCUAUCAAAUAAACAACGGAACGCUGAAUUUAGUGCAAAAUCUUCAAUUGACCAGAGCCAUAAGUGUUGUACGAUUCACACCAGACUCGAAAAAUCUUCUAAUCGCUGACAAAACAGGCGAUUGUUCCAUUUUGGACUGCAGUCAAUUGGACAAGCCAAGUGGUGAAGCUAAAUGGAUAUUGGGGCAUCUCUCCAUUGUGUUGGAUGUUUUGAUGACAAACGAUUUGAAAUACAUCGUAAGCAGUGAUCGAGAUGAGAAAAUUCGUGUAACAAAUUACCCAAAGACCGAAGUCGUCGAAUCCUAUUGUCUUGGCCAUUUGGAGUAUGUGUCAGCCAUCGAAGAAGUGAAAACUGAACAAAAUGACAGUGUUUUAGUUUCAAUUUCGGGUGAUAAGACUCUUCGGCUAUGGAAGCAUAUUGAUGGAAAGGAAUUAUUUCGAUUAGAAUUACCAGCACGUGGAUUGCGUUUGACUCAAAACUCAUGCAAUCAAUUCGCUGUUGUGUCAUUCGACGAAGGCAUAUCAAUCAGUAUUUUCGAACUAACCACUAAAGACAAUCAAUUGGAAGUACAAACACUUGCCGAACAUGAACUAAACGACAAUGUAAAAUACAUUAGCUCGAUUGCUUAUGAAUCAAAUAAUUCCCUAUGGUUUUCCGGAUUGGACGAAAAUAAUGAAUUGUUUCUCAAGCAAUUGGAAAUCACACGUUCAAAUGAUGAAAUCAAAGUAAACGAAACUGGUUUGGAAAAAGUAUUUAAUAUUCUCAAGGAGAAGUUAACAUCGACAACGCUUCAACCGUGUGAAGACAUUGCUCAGUUGUUAAAGGCGCGCAUUGACAACACAAGCGACUAUCAUGAGCGUAAAAAGAGGCGCCUUGAGCUAAAAUAUGGAAAAUCAAAAUAACUCUAAAUGUUAUUUUAUUUUAUUAUUUUUCAUUGAAAAUUACGCGUGUUUUAUUGUGAGAAAGAAAAG